AUGAACGGGUUCAAUAAUCAUGAAAUCAAUGAAGGAGGUCUUAAGCAUUCAGUUUCACCAUGCAGUUGCUGGACAAUUGGAUUGGUCAAUGUUGAUUCUAAACGUUAUUUAACAGCCGAAACAUUUGGGUUCAAAAUCAAUGCUAAUGGUGCAUCAUUAAAAAAAAAACAAUUAUGGACCUUGGAACCAAGCACUAAUAAUUCAUUACUAAGUGAUGGUCCUACUACCACAAUUCGACUUCGAUCCCAUUUAGAUAAAUACUUAGCAGUGGAUACUUUUGGAAAUGUGACUUGUGAUGGUGAUGAUCCUACUGAUCCUGGAACUGUAUUUCAAGUUUCUGUAACUGAUGGGAACUCUGGUAGCUGGGCAUUGAAAAAUGUUGUACGAGGUUACUUCUUAGGUGCUUCCUCAGAUAACCUCAAAUGCACAGCGAAAGCAGCAGGGUCCAGUGAAUUAUGGCUGGUUCAUUUAGCUGCAAGGCCCCAAGUGAACCUAAGAUCAGUUGGACGAAAACGUUUCGCUCAUUUGUCUGAAAACUUGGAUGAAAUUCAUGUUGAUGCAAAUAUACCUUGGGGCGAAGAUACACUUUUUACCCUUGAACUACGACCUGAUGAUGACUUCAAAUAUGCCAUUCACACAUGUAACAAUAAAUAUUUAUCAAGAGAUGGAAAAUUAGUAGACACAUGUACAUCCAAUUGUUUGUUUUCACUCGAGUACCACUCAGCUGGGUCUUUGGCUUUGAGAGACAAAGUUGGUGGUUAUUUAUCUCCAAUUGGUUCUAAAGCACUUCUUAAAACACGAUCACAGACAGUUACCAAAGAUGAGUUGUUCACUCUUGAAGAUUCUUUACCACAAGCAAGUUUUAUUGCUGCUCUCAAUUCAAAAUAUGUAUCAGUUAAACAAGGGGUGGAUGUAACAGCCAACCAAGACGAAAUAUCCGAUCACGAGACUUUCCAACUGGAAUUCGAUCCUUCCACUAAAAGAUGGUACAUACGCACGAUGCAGGACAGGUAUUGGACUCUCGAAACCGGAGGUGGAAUACAAGCUGUUGCCGAUAAGAAAUCGUCGAAUGCACUAUUUGAGUUGGCAUGGCAGGGGGAUGGGUCGGUUUGCUUCCGUGCGAACAACGGUAAAUAUGUCUCUACAAAGCGGUCUGGUCAUCUGUAUGCAAAUGUUGAUGCAAUUGAUGACGCUUGCAAGUAUUUCUUUUACCUCAUAAACAGACCAAUAUUGGUAUUAAAAUGUGACCAAGGAUUCGUUGGUUAUAAGUCAUCAUCAAGCUUACGUCUCGAAUGCAACAAGGCAUCAUAUGAGACUAUACAAGUUGAACGGUCUGAUAAAGGAAUUGUAUUUUUUAAAGGUCAAACUAACAAAUAUUGGCAUGCAAAUGACGAAGGCGUUUCUGUGGAAUCUGAUGUACCUGAAGGAUUUUUUAUUGAAUUGAGAGAACCAACUAGAAUAUGCAUUAAAAGUGUUACGGGUUAUUAUCUUUCUGCUGGUAAAAAUGGAAUGUUUAAACUUGGCGAUGGAGAUUAUAACAAUGCCACAAAAUGGGAAUAUUAA
This is a messenger RNA of Macrosiphum euphorbiae (potato aphid), 1563 nucleotides long. The record is from the annotation of a GenBank genome assembly. Lineage: Eukaryota; Metazoa; Arthropoda; Insecta; Hemiptera; Aphididae.